CAUCUUUCUUUGCUCUCCCGGGCUGCAUGGCAGAGUGGCAGUUGCUGUUUUAUUCUAAUAAUGAAGGGGUUCGUUGUCUGCGGUGCCCUCUUGGCUCUGUGCACUGCUAUCACUGUCUCCACAGAUGACCCUGAUUUCGAAGACUGGAAAGAUAAAUUUCGUAAAUCAUACUCUUCAUCAGAAGAAGAAGUUUAUCGCAAGGAUAUCUGGCUAAGCAAUAGAGACUAUGUGGUUAAACACAAUGAGCUUGCUGACCUGGGUUUCAAAAGCUUCAGACUGGGAAUGACAUACUUUGCAGAUAUGAAAAAUGAAGAAUAUAAACAAAUGGCUUUUGGCAACUGCCUUACAGAAUUCAAGUCAAAACAAAACAGAAGAUCAACCUUCCAGACCUUACCAAUGAAGACUCUUGUACCAAGCAGCAUUGACUGGAGAAAUGAAGGAUAUGUCACUCCUGUUAAGGAUCAAAGGGAAUGUGGUUCAUGCUGGGCGUUUAGUGCGACAGGAUCUCUGGAAGGUCAGCACUUCAGAUACACGGGAGAGCUACUUUCACUGAGUGAACAGCAGUUGGUCGACUGCUCCUCGGAUUUUGGGAAUGACGGCUGUGACGGUGGGCUCAUGGAUUAUGCAUAUGAAUACAUUGCAGCAAAUAAGGGAAUCAAUACAGAAGAGUCUUACCCAUAUGAAGCUAGAAAUGGAAGGUGCCACUUCAAUGCUUCUGCAGUAACUGCUUCUUGUAGUGGUUUUGCUGACAUAUUUGCAAUAAACGAAAAGGCUCUUCAAGCAACUGUUGCCACCAUUGGCCCCGUAUCUGUUGCCAUUGAUGCUAGCCACAUUUCAUUCCAGCUCUACGAGUCAGGCAUCUAUGAUGAACCUGAAUGUAGCAGCAAUGACCUGGACCAUGGAGUCCUAGCUGUUGGCUAUGGAACAAGACAAGAUUUGGAUUACUGGCUGGUAAAGAACAGCUGGGGACAUCUUUGGGGCAUGGAUGGUUACAUUUAUAUGUCAAGGAACAAGGGUAACCAGUGUGGAAUUGCCACUCUUGCUAGUUACCCAAUAGUUUAGAGGUUUCAAACUUCAUCGCAUUUCUGCAUAUGCCUGAGAAGAGAACCUGAAACUGAGAGAAAAAACUUCAUGCUUAAUGUAUUUUACAUAAUAAUUUGUAAAUUUCAGUGUUUACAAAAAUAUUGCUCCAGAAUGAUUUCAAUGCAAGCACAUUUUCAAAUAAAUU
Messenger RNA from Protopterus annectens (West African lungfish), 1228 nucleotides. RefSeq names its product procathepsin L-like. NCBI's taxonomy places the organism in Eukaryota, Metazoa, Chordata, Ceratodontiformes, Protopteridae. Gene Ontology annotation, molecular function: cysteine-type endopeptidase activity. The record is from RefSeq and is a predicted model, not a curated record. Gene Ontology annotation, cellular component: lysosome. Bases 61 to 1062 code for a protein of 333 amino acids. Gene Ontology annotation, biological process: immune response. The transcript has 8 exons.